This is a messenger RNA of Cicer arietinum (chickpea), 2394 nucleotides long. Its product is annotated as protein SIEVE ELEMENT OCCLUSION B-like. Gene Ontology annotation, biological process: phloem development. The record is from RefSeq and is a predicted model, not a curated record. NCBI's taxonomy places the organism in Eukaryota, Viridiplantae, Streptophyta, Magnoliopsida, Fabales, Fabaceae.
CAGAAUUUGGCAUCAAUAUGACUAUAUAUUACAUUAUGCAUAGAACUAGCUAACACUAAUCAAACCCAGUUGAUGAACCAGAUUGAUUCAAAAAGAUGACAAUGGUACCCCGGAAGAUGCAAUCUAGAGCUAUUCGUCAUAUUUUUUCGGCAUCUGAUGACACGGUUAUGACAAAACAAAUCAGCGCCACUCAUGCUCCUAUUGAAGAGCAUGUUGAUGUUAGACCUUUAUUGAAUGUUGUUCAAGACAUUUUUCACCGUGCAACUUCUCUCAUCCCCGACAUCCUUCAGGUAGACGGAAAGCAAACACAAAUGAGUGCCUCAAAGGAAAAUGCCAAUCAAUCCGACUUAUCUGACAUACUAGAGAUUUCUUAUCACACAAUUAACAAAAUUGCAUGCGAGAUAUCUUGCAAAUGUAUGAUGGGUGGUGGAGAUGCUCAUGCAACAACAAUAGGAAUACUUGGAAUGCUAUCAAGCUUUUCAUGGGAUGCAAAAGUGGGGAUAGCAUUAGCAGCAUUUGCAUCAAACUUAGGAGAGUUUUGGCUGGUGGCUCAACUUAAUGCAACCAACCGUCUUGCUAAGUCAGUUGCAUUGUUGAAGCACAUUCAUGAAACAUUGGAGCAAGUGGAUGAUUUGGGACCAAAAUUUGAAACUGUGAACAACCUUCUCAAUGCCAUGUUCGUUGUUGCCAAUUGCAUUGUUGAGUUCCAUGAGCUUCCUUCUCAGUAUAUUGACCAUGAAGCACCUGAAAUGUUGACUGCAUCCACUCUUAUUCCUAGUGCUGUCUAUUGGACCAUUAGGAGUAUUGUGGCAUGUGCAUCACAUAUUUUGGGCAUUAUUGGCUUGGGUCAAGGAUAUAUGACAUCAACAAUAGAGACAUGGGAGCUUUCCAGUUUGACUCAUAAGCUAGAUAACAUGAAUGAUCACCUUCAAAAGCAGCUCACCAUUUGUCAUCAACAUUUAGAUGACAACAAACAGAGAGAAGCAUUUCAAACACUUGAGAUCCUUUUUGAGACAUCACACCAAGAUAACAUUAAUGUUCUCAAAGCUUUGAUUCGCUGCAAGGAUGAUCCAUUGCCACUGUUUGAUGGUUCUACCAAGCAAAGGGUUAGCAUUGAUGUAUUGAGAAGCAAAAUUGUGUUGCUCUACAUAACAGACCUACAACAUAUAUCUGAACAAGAGCUUGUUAUAUUUGGACAAAUGUAUCAAGACUCGCGCCAAGAUUCGACAAGGUUAGAGAGUCAAUACGAACUCGUUUGGAUUCCAAUUGUCGAAAAGGGAACACUGUGGACUGAAUCGAAACAGAGGUUCGAGAGGCUGCAAUCAAUGAUGCCAUGGUACUCAGUUUAUGACCCUUCAGUUUUGGAGGCAGCAACAAUAAGGUAUAUUAAGGAGGUUUGGCUUUUCAACACAAAGCAUAUGCUUGUGGUGUUGGAUCCACAAGGGAAAGUUGUGAACCUUAAUGCAAUACACGUGAUGUGGAUUUGGGGAAGCUUGGCUUAUCCUUUCUCUAGCUUAAAGGAGGAAGCACUUUGGAAAGAGGAAACAUGGGGACUUGCACUUUUGGCAGAUACAAUUGAUGAAUCACUCUUUGAAUGGGUAUCAGCAGGCAAAUACAUAUGCUUGUAUGGAGGGGACGACAUUGAAUGGAUUAGGAAAUUCACAAGCUCCGCAAAAUCAAUGGCAAAAACUCUGCAAAUUCCUCUAGAAAUAAUGUAUGUUGGGAAAAGCAACCCAGGGGAGAAAAUUAGAAAAAUCAACAAAACCAUAAAUGAAGAAAAACUUAGCAACGUACUCGCCUAUCCAACAAUAAAUUGGUUUUUCUGGGUUAGGCUAGAAAGCAUGUGGCAUUCCAAAUUACAACAGGGCAAUACAGUGGAGAAUGACCAAAUAAUGUUAGAAAUAGUGAGAAUCCUAAGCUUUGAUAGCAGUGAUCAAGGUUGGGCUGUGAUAAGUCAAGGAACUGUGAAAAUGACACAGGGAAAAGGUGACUCAUUUUUGAAAUGUGUGGUUGAAUUUGAAGAGUGGAAGGAUAAUGCAAAAGAUAAAGGAGUUUUGGCUGCAAUGGAUGAUUAUAUACAAGGAAUCCAAACACCACAUCAUUGUAACAGGUUAAUACUGCCAGGAGUUGAUGGCAGAACUCCAGAGCAGAUUAUAUGUGCGGAAUGUCGUCAGCCUAUGGAAAAAUUCUACAUGUAUCGCUGCUGCAACGAGUGAAUUGUUGCUAUAGCAUCAAAAAUGCACCAUUAAUAAGUUCAUAAAUAAAAUUAAGUGCUAUAUUGUAUUUACCUUUAACAUUCAAGGGACUGAUAACAUAUGAUAUCUGUAAAUUUGAUUUCAAGAUUAUAUUGACAUAGCUUGAUUUUGUGAUACAGAGUUUGAAAAUAUAUCAUUA